AUGAAUCCUGAAGGUAUACCGUUUGAAUUUCCUGAUAGAGUUUUUCCAGGACAACUGAUAUGCCCUGAGUAUGAGGUUAAACAGCAGGAUGAGGUGGAUUUAGUUUUCAAGUUUAAUAGUGGACAAGGAACUAGGUUUCAGAGUUUCAAAUAUGAUGGCACGACUGUCAAUGCAAUCACAGCAACAUUAGUAGGGAAUGUCAAAAUUACUGAGACUACUUGCGACUCAACCGCUAAUGCUGAUCAGAAAGCAUCUGAGGAAAAGCUUCAAUCUCAAGGAGAAGUUCGUAAGAGGAUUGUUAAAGACAUGGUCGUUUCAGUGGCCCAAAAUGACAUUUCAGAGACCAAAUGCAAUGUCAAUGAUGACUUUGCCAAUAAUCUACCGAAGGAAGAUGACAUCGUCCUUACGCGAGUGACAAGAAUAUCAUUACAGAGGGCAAAUGUUGAAAUCCUCGCGGUGGAAAAUCAAGCUGUACCUGUAGAUAGUGGUAUUGGUAGUAAUGGCUCAGGAAUUGUUGCAGCUGGUGGAGGAUCUGGCGCUGCCACUUUCUCCAUUGCCCAAGCUUCAUCCGAUCUUGGUGAAACUUUCAGAGGUCUUAUCAGAUCCCAAGACGUAAGAGCCACUGAGAGAGACACCGUCAAAAUAAUAGACAGUUUCAAACCUGGUGAUAUUGUGCGGGCGCAGGUCCUGUCUUUGGGUGAUGGGACGAACUACUACCUCACUACUGCAAGAAACGACCUAGGAGUUGUUUUCGCUAGGGCAGUAAACGGAACCGGAGGGCUCAUGUAUGCCAUUGAUUGGCAAACAAUGGCGGUUCCUAGCACCGGCGCUACAGAGAAGCGGAAGUGCGCCAAGCCAUUCUAA
Molecule: messenger RNA, 864 nt
Organism: Torulaspora delbrueckii
Lineage: Eukaryota; Fungi; Ascomycota; Saccharomycetes; Saccharomycetales; Saccharomycetaceae
Gene: CSL4
Product: exosome non-catalytic core subunit CSL4
Exons: 1
Coding region: 1-864 (287 amino acids)
Biological process (GO): RNA processing
Cellular component (GO): nuclear exosome (RNase complex); cytoplasm
Molecular function (GO): RNA binding
Source: RefSeq, a predicted model, not a curated record